Nezara viridula (southern green stink bug) is the source of this 849-nucleotide messenger RNA. The record is from the annotation of a GenBank genome assembly. NCBI's taxonomy places the organism in Eukaryota, Metazoa, Arthropoda, Insecta, Hemiptera, Pentatomidae.
CUCAACUAUGGCCUUACUCUUCUUGUUGGCUGCCCUCGUGGGCUGUGUAGUGGCUAAGCCUUCCAGCGAAAAUGUGACACCAGUUGAAAUUACUCUAUACUACGAAUCAUUAUGCCCUGGCUGUCGAAUUUUCAUUCCAAACCAAUUGUUGCCAGCCUAUACGGACUUGAAGUAUGAUUACCGCUCUUUAAUAUCUAAACUCACAUUGGUGCCCUAUGGUUGGGUUGCGGUUAAAAAUGCAACAAGCCAUGAUUAUGCAUGUCAGCAUGGCGAGUCCGAAUGCGAGGGCAACAGGUUGCACGCCUGCGCCAUCAAGUACAUCCCAGAUCAAGUAGCAACAAUAGAAUAUAUCUCAUGCUUGGACCAACUGGAAUCGAAUUAUCUCACAUUUGCGUCUUCGCAAUACCCCAUUGACGAGUGUCAAGAUAAACUCCCAGAAGGAGUCUACUCAAAAAUAAUGAGCUGCUACAAUUCAGACGAAGCAUGGGAAUUAUUCCAAAACAAUGGAAAGAAAACCACCUCGUUUUUUCCAAAAGGUGGUUUCAUUCCAUAUGUUUCCUUCAACAAUAAACGAGAUGAUGAAUUGGCCAUAUCUGCAUUUAAGGACUUCAGAAAGACACUCUGCGAAGCUGCCGGAGUCGCUGAUCCAGAUUGUUCUGCAUAAAACUAACUGAUUCUAAAUUUUUCUUCUUAAUCAUGCAGUCCAAAAUAUCUUGAUAAUUUAUCUGACUUUAUAUUAAAAUUUUGUACUUUAAUCAAUGCACAAGAAUUCUUCUAAAUAGAACUAAAUUGUGUCAAUCACGAAUUCUGAAUGGAAAAUGAAAUAUAUGAAGAAAAUUGAUAACAUAA